AUGGAUGCGCAGAAUGCUGUCGAGCCCGCCUCCACGAAGCCUGCUGCUUCUCCCAAGCGGACUGGCAUCGAUUCCGAUCAGCCCAAGCCCCCCGCCGUGAUCAAGUCGCCCGCCAAUCUAAAACCUGAAUCCCCAAGCAGGGACACUAGGCCGGGCGCGCCUGCAUCAAAUGCCCCUGAUGAAGAUGGCGCCGCAGAAGGGAAUUCCGACGCUGAGACCAUCGUCUUGCCCGGCAAGGACGGCCACUCGCCGUCCAAAGUGCGCAAGAUCAUCAAGCACGAGGACAAGAGCGACGGCGAGGACAUAUCCUCUACGCCGCCCGCUCGGAAGCAGCACUCUAACGGGAAGCAGGACCGCGACGUCGACAGAGCCCAUCGCGCUGAGCGGCCCGACAAGACCGUGUCGGUCGCUGGCAAUAAUGGCCCAAAUGACGGGCCGGGCCCCCUUGGGGCAAAGAAGAAGAAGGCACCCGAAAAGUCCAAAAACAAGGACGGGUCGAGCGGCUUGAGCUCCGCGCCGGCUUCUCCGCCUCAGCGUCGUCGGCGCUCCUCCAACGCGCAAUCAAAGUCCGACUCAGAGACGGCGCAGGUGGAAUCGCCCAGGAACUCGUCGACCGUCAAAGACAAGGCCAAGUCGCUUGACAAGGCCGAGUCUGAAGACGAGGCCGAGAGCCGCAAGGUCCGCCGCCAGCGCACUUCGGGCUCGGGCCUCGAUGCAUCGCGAAAACAGCACCAUCCCGCAAAAGCACACACCGAGUCGCACCCCUCGACGCGGACCAGGUCUAUUUCUCCCCAACCUCGAGCUCACCGCCGUAGCGUUUCAACUCAACUUCCCGGCCAAUCAACUAACGGAUUGAGCCACAAGAAGAAGCGUGUCCCGGCGCCGCUCCAGUCGACCGACUAUCAUUCGGACGAGUCUUCGGCGAGCGGCAGCCCGCAUCCGCGCAGCUCUAAGCUGCGCAGCCUCACCACGCCGGCCACAGCAGACUCCAACAUUUCGCCAGCCAAGAUGGCUCCGCACAAGAAACACCUGGAUGCACAUGGCCAGACUUUCCUUGCCAGGGCGUGUGCCAAGGGUGAGUACGAGAUAGCAAAGACAAGGCUACAGGAACGUCCAGAGGACAUCAACGUCGCCGACUAUGCGGGGAACACGCCGCUCCAGAUCUCAGCACUCAAUGGUUUUGAUGAUAUAGUUAAGCUUCUCGUAGCGGCCGGUUGCAAUCUUGACUGCGUCAACAACGAUAAAGACACGCCCCUCCUUGAUGCUGUCGAGAAUGGCCACCUCGAGGUCGUCAAGAUACUCCUUGCCGCUGGUGUCAACCCGCGCAAGACCAACGCAUAUGGGCAAGAGCCAAUGGAUCGGGUAGGUGACGAAGAGAAUGCUGAAGAGAUCAAACGUGCUCUAGAAGAUGCCAAGCAGCGGAUGGGGGAACGCCGGCGGACUUCGGAGGACCACCAGUUUGAUCACACCGAUGCUCGUUCUUCCCAUGGACCUGAUAGUCCCAGGCAGUCGCCAGGCGCUGCAGGUUCCAUCCACGCUGCCAGUGGGCGGAGGGCGGGAACCGUACGGUCAAACAAGACGAGCAAUCACCUGCUAUACAUGCCCAUGGACGAUAAAACGCUUCGCCAAGCCGCUGCUCGGGGAGACGAGGAGACUGUUACGCGCAUUCUUCAGGUCAGAGACAAGUUUGACGAUCCAGAAUCAAUGAUUGCAGCCGCUCGCGGGGGUCAUGAAAUCGUCAUGCAGCUGCUGUUAGCCUUGGGACGGGCAAAUCCCGAUCCUACGCCCCUCGCGGGUAACGACUUUUCGACCCCGAUGCUAGCUGCAAUCGGCCAGGAAAACAUCAAGGUCAUCAGACUGCUUCUAGACCAGAACAGCUUCGAUCCCACGCGCCGCUACAAAGGGGAGACGUACUACGAGCUUGCCCGGCGACGUCGGGGACCGAACUGGAUUGAGGAGGAGCAGAUGCUGAAAAAUGCCUAUGAUGGAUUUAGAAAAUCGCACAAGGACGGCUCCAAAAAUAAAUCACCUAAUAGGCGAGAGCAGGAGCGAGAAUCCCGGCGGAUUCGGGCCGAGUCGAAGGACGAAACGUCCAAGUCCCACAAGAGAAAAGCUUCGAGCCCGGCCCGAGAACCUAAGAAGUUGGGGCCCGGAAAAGUAUUGGCCACCCAACCAGAAGACCAGGCUUCACCCAAGCGAGGCCCCGGUAGACCCAAGAAGGAAGACCGGGCAAAACGUGCCGAGUCUGAUCUCGCGGCAGCUUCGUCGGAAGGCGAGGCAAUCAAGCCUCGGCGAAAGCUAGUUUCUGGGCGGGAGCUAAAGGGGGAGCGGGACAAGAACAGGCGCGCCAGCAUGACUCCUCGGGAUGAGGGUGAGAAGGCAGAGAAGACACAGAAGACGGAAAAGCUAUCCAUCUCUGGCGAAAGCCCCGGCAAACGCCCCCGGUCCAGCGCAACGCCUCCGAUCCCCGGGAGGCGACUUGAUGUUGAGGGCAAGGAGCGGCCGAGCACGCCCCGAGAAUCAGGGUCUGCCGCCGGUUCAGGACUUCGGAUCGGGUCUCGGAGCCGGGAUAAGGCAGAGACGCCAGGGGACCAGAGCCGGCGCGAAUCGGGCAAGUCUAUCUCCUCAGAAAACAGUAUCCAUGUCAAGUCCGAGGAGCUAGACGCCGAUGCGUCCGACGCUCGCGCUUCGCUUCAUAAAGAGAAGGACGAGGAGGAGAAGAAAAAGAAGCAGCAAGCCGAGGCGGACGCACAGACCCGGGAGGUGAAGAGAAAAGAAGAACAAGAGCGGAAGCGCAAGGAAGAGGAGGAUAGGGAGAAGGAGAAGGAAAGACUUCGCGUCGAGGAAGAGGCCAAGCGUCUGGCCGAAGAAGCCGAAGCUAAACGACGAGAAGAGGAAGAGCAGAAACGAAAGGAGGAAGAUCAACGAGAACAGCGCGAGCAAGAAGAGCACAAGCAGCGCGAGGAGGAAGAGAGGCGCCGACAAGAGGAAGAAGAAAAGAAGCGACUCGAGGAGGAAAGAGAGCGGAAAGAGAAGGAAGCGAAGAGGAAGAGAGAGGAAGAGGAGAGAAAGAAGCGAGAAGAUGAAGAGAGGCUGCGGAAAGAACAGCUUGAGCGCGAGGCCGCCGAAGAAGCUCAGCGCAAGCGCGAAGAAGAAGAGCAGGAAAUGGAACGCCGACGCGCCGUAAGAGAGGCGGAACGCGUCGCCAGGGAGGCCGAGCAACGGCGAAUACGUCUUGAGCAGGAACGUAUCCGCCUAGCCAAGCUUCCUCCACUCCUGCGGUGGCUCGACGGCUCCGUUAACCCCAAAGUACCAGAGGUGGCCGAGAAGUUCAGCAGCACGCAGGGAGUCCGAUACGACUGCAUCCGCCCCGAGGCCAGCGGUACCCCUGAUGGCAGAGAACAAUGGCUGCUCAACACGCAGGUCGCACUCCUUCUCGGAGAGAAAGACUUGAAACUCUCGCGAUACACUGCCUGGACCCGGAUACCCGUGUCUCCUCUGGCGAAACGCAUUAUUUGGCGACUUGAGUCAGACCGAUACGCGCUUACAACACCGAGCCUCUAUGAGCUGGGAAAGCAGCUCCCAGAUUACUACGGCAACGAAGACCCCGGCCGAAUGAGUUAUCGCAUCAUAGAGAGACUCCGAGGAGAGGCAUGGGAGAAGUUUGCUGCAAUGGACAUGUUCUUUGUCAAAGCGUCCGACUUUAUGUACAUCAUUCCAGCAAUACACCAUCUCCAUAACAUAAGGCUUACAAUGGCCUACCGCGAGCUGCCCGAGACGGAUGCGCAACUCGGCAAGUGGGUGCCGCAAAAGUGGAAGAGCGACCCAGAUGCGAACCGAUUCUACGGAUUCGCGCCGAGCAGCAAGCAUUUCGUCAACGGUGAGCUUGUGUCGGAAGAUCAGCCAGGUCUCGCUGCCGUGAGCAUAUCGCCGUUCCCGGAGAAGCGGGUUCCGCGGCGCGGUCUCGUGGCGGUGGAGAUGGACGACCCUGCAUAUAGCAAGCUCUGUAAGGAGCAGGGGCUCGAGGACCUAGCGAGCGAGGGCGAAUCGCCACUCCUGCCCAACGGGGUCCACUCAUCGCCCCUUAGCGCAUCAUCUCGUGUGAUGGCGGCGAGCGUCAACGGCCUAGGCCCGUCGACGCUCGUAGGUGCGGCGACAACAAACGGCAUCGGCAGCGGGUCGAACCGCGAUAACCAUCCCAUCUCGCCGUCCUCGGAACCUGGCCCUGCGCAAGCCCGGCCAUUGGUCGACGGCGCUCAGAGGAUGGUCAAUGGCGGCACGGACUAA
This is a messenger RNA of Lasiosphaeria miniovina, 4287 nucleotides long. RefSeq lists its product as uncharacterized. Bases 1 to 4287 code for a protein of 1428 amino acids. NCBI's taxonomy places the organism in Eukaryota, Fungi, Ascomycota, Sordariomycetes, Sordariales, Lasiosphaeriaceae. The transcript has 15 exons. The record is from RefSeq and is a predicted model, not a curated record. Gene Ontology annotation, cellular component: nucleoplasm. Gene Ontology annotation, molecular function: protein binding.